AUGGAUCCGAUAAAGUAUAUAUUUGAAAAGCCUGUUGUUACUGGUAGAAGUGCUCGGUGGAAAAUGAUGUUAACCAAAUAUGAUAUCCAGUACGUGACCCAAAAAUCAAUAAAGGGGAGUGUUAUGUCUGACUACCUUGCUCAUUUACCUGCAGAAGGUUAUCAACCAUUGAGGUUUGACUUUCCAGAUGAAGACAUCAUGUUUAUCAAAGAUUUCAUUAUUCCAGGUCACGAGGAAAACCCCGAACCAGGAUCGCAAUAUACGCCCGUGUUCGAUGGUGCUUCCAAUGCUCGUGGUCAUGGAAUAGACGCAGUUAUCACUUCUCCAAUUGGUUUGCACCUUUCAUUCACCGUUGGAUUAUGCUUUGACUGCACCAAUAAUAUGGCAGAAUAUGAGGCAUGUAUCUAUGGUAUAAAGACAACCAUCGACUUAAGGAUCAAGAUUCUUAAGGUAUACAGAGAUUCAGCUCUAGUAAUAAGUCAAUUAAAAGGUGAUUGGGAAACUCAGGAUAGCAAACGGAUACCUUAUAGAGAGUAUAUCAGAAAAUUGAUACCCUACUUUGAUGAAGUUUCUUUUUAUCAAAUUCUUAGGGAAGAGAAUCAGUUAGUAGAUGCUCUAGCUAAGUUGGCAUCCAUGUUUAAAGUCAAAUGGAAGAAUGAAGCACCUGCUAUCCAUAUUGACCACUUAGUUGAACUAGCAUAUUGUCUAGCAAUCGAGGCAGAUCCUGAUGAUAAUCCCUGGUUCUACGACAUAAAGACAUUUUUGGAGAAACAACAAUAUCUCGAAGUGAAAAUGAGUAGAAAGGUUGAUUCUGUGAAAGACAUCAAUGACUCAAAAGAAACUUGGCGUCUUGCUGUUCGAAUAAUGGAAAGAGGUCAUUAA
This is a messenger RNA of Lathyrus oleraceus (garden pea), 882 nucleotides long. RefSeq lists its product as uncharacterized. Bases 1 to 882 code for a protein of 293 amino acids. The record is from RefSeq and is a predicted model, not a curated record. Gene Ontology annotation, molecular function: nucleic acid binding; RNA-DNA hybrid ribonuclease activity. NCBI's taxonomy places the organism in Eukaryota, Viridiplantae, Streptophyta, Magnoliopsida, Fabales, Fabaceae. The transcript is spliced from 2 exons.